CGAAAAGCAAACAUUUCAAUUUCAAACGAUGAUGUUUCAUUAAAAAUGUCUUUCACGUUUCACAAACAUCUAGUAGCACAUUAUUUAACAUUAAACGUUCCUUUUGUUUGAAUAAAUCUUCCUCGAGAAAUAUUAUUGGCUUUUGUGUGGUGGGUGGGCAACAGAUUGUGUAUUUUUUUUUUUGGGAAAUUUUUGAUUAUUCUACUUUAUAGUGAAACUGGGUAGUGUAGAAGAAGUGAUUUCUCUAUUUGAAUAGAAUCAAUUAGACUGCCAACUGAUAAAUUAUGGAAAAAAAGGUCCUAAUUUUCCAAGCCUUUUUCGUCCUGUUUGUAAUAUGGAUAUUGAAGAAAUACCGGAACUACUUUAGAGCCGUUUUGUUGGCUUUCAAAUUACCUGGACCAGCCGCUGUGCCUAUUAUAGGAAAUGUUUUGUACGUCAAAGACACUGAAGCUUUCCUAGGUUUAGGUAUAAAAAUGGCCUCGUACGUGCCAAUCUUCAGAGCCUGGAUAUUCUUCGUACCUUUUUUUCUAGUAUACGAACCUGAACACUUGAAAGUCAUCUUGGCCAACACCAAAGUGUCCGACAAGAACUUUUUCUAUGCCAUCAUGCACAAUUUUAUCGGUGAUGGAUUGAUUACCAGCACAGGUGAAAAAUGGAAGAAACAUCGUAGACUAAUCCAGCCUCAUUUCCAAAUCAAUAUCCUGGAAAGUUAUUUUGAAGAUUUCGUUGCGGCCUCUGAUCAAAUUUUAACUAAAUUAUCCGGGCAAAGACACAUUCAGAUUACUAGAACAAUAAAUUCUUGUAUCCUUAAUAUUUUACACAAGACUAUUUUGGGUGUGGAUUUAAAAUCUGAAUUUGACUCGCCAUUUAGGAGAGGCGAAUUGCUCUUGCUCAAAAGAAUACUAAAACCGUGGCUUUUGUUGGAUUCUGUGUUCAAGCGCUCAGAAAUGUCAAAAAACGAAUCCAAACAAUUAAGCAAUUUACAUCAAUAUGUUAAACAAGUAUUAGAUGAUAGACGUGUGGAAAUAUCUAAGGGCUCCAAAACAAAUUGCGUUCUAGACAGGUUAAUUGAAAUUUCCGAAAAUGAUGAUUUUUCUGAUGAAGACAUUGUAAACGAAGCAGUGACAUUUAUGUUAGCAGGUCAGGACUCAGUGGGCGCUGCAAUAGCGUUUUGCCUUCACUACCUGGCCAAAUACCAAAAUAUUCAAGACAAAGUUUACAAGGAAAUUGAUCAAAUUAUUUGCGGGAAUUAUGCUCAAAGUAUCCAGCUUGAUCAAGUGAAUCGGAUGCAUUAUUUGGAACAAUGCCUCAAAGAGACUAUGAGGCUGAUGCCUAGUAUUCCAUUGGUAGCUAGAGAACUUACAACAGAUGUAACUUUAGAAAAUCACACAAUUCCUGCAGGAACAAACAUAUUUAUAUCACCGUACGCAACUCAGAGGCUCGCGCACAUUUUUCCAAAUCCUCACGAAUUCGAUCCAGACAGAUUUUCACAGGAAAAUAUCAAGAACAUACAUCCCUAUGCGUAUUUGCCAUUUAGCGCGGGACCAAGACACUGUAUAGGCUACAAAUUUGCUUAUCUAGAAAUGAAAACCAUUAUUGCUACGAUUAUUAAAAAUUACAUUUUGGCCCUUUGCCCUUGCCACGAAAAUUUAACUCCCAGUUAUAGAGUUAGCCUCAGAGCUAAAGGAGGAGUUUGGUUAGACAUGAGACUAAGAAAUAGUGUAUUAUAAUUAUUGUGUAUAUUUAUGUAAAUAAAGUUUUGAAUACAUAAAAGUUUAUUAAUACAAAAUUUGAAAACAAUUAAUUAGGUCAUUGUACCGAAUACUGGAUUGUGCCUGCAAAUACUGGGUCCAUACUCUUCAUAUUGCUCCUUGGUAUGGCACACAGUGUAAAAUUCAGGCUAAAUUAAUUUUAGUUUGAUUAUAUUUAAAAAAAAAAACAUCAAAAAACAAUUCUUACCGUUGAUGCCAACAUGCUACCCCCAAACCAAACAGCAUACCUUUGCAUGUGAUGCGAUACCACUUGCACAUCAAUAGGUUUAGGCUAAAAAAUAAUUAUUCAAUAAACCAUCAAAUCAACAAACCAAUAAUUCUCACAAUUAAUCUUCCUCCUCCUAAAGUUUCACUCAAUUUCAAACGAGCAUCGACAGUCUUUUUGAUGUCCCUUUGCAGCCUCCUACCAAAAUCUUUAAACAUUGUAGACCCUCCAGAUAAUACGAUAUUGUUAUACAAAGGCCUACGAACGUCUAUAGGACAAUUUUGAAUUACAUCGUCCACAAUUUGUGACAGUGGAAUGUUAAAAUCAGGAUUAGAAAACUCUGGGUGGAAAAAAAUUUCAGGUCCCAAAAAUCUUUCGUAGCCAACAUCAACGGAAAACAAUUGUUUGGUGAUCGCGUUCAUUCCUUCGUAUCGUUUCAUCCAUUUGCCCGGAUCGGAAUCGUAUUUGGCGAAUUCUUUCGCAAUGUCCGGACAAAUGUAACAGUAUUUUUCCUUAAUGGCUUUGGCAGUUUCUAGAGACUGUUCAGGAGGAAUCCCUAUUUCUCUUUCUCUUAGAAGAGAUUGAAUAAAAUACGUUAUAUUACGUCCCGCUAUUGGAAUGUGCUUAAUACAGCUUCCAAUGACGUAA
This is a messenger RNA of Ceutorhynchus assimilis (cabbage seed weevil), 2625 nucleotides long. Lineage: Eukaryota; Metazoa; Arthropoda; Insecta; Coleoptera; Curculionidae. The record is from the annotation of a GenBank genome assembly.